This is a messenger RNA of Closterium sp. Naga37s-1, 1782 nucleotides long. The record is from the annotation of a GenBank genome assembly. Lineage: Eukaryota; Viridiplantae; Streptophyta; Zygnematophyceae; Desmidiales; Closteriaceae.
AUGCGCAAGUGCGGCGCGCCCAAACCCGCGCCCGGCCCCUCGCUGAUGCAGCCGCUACCGCAGUACUCGGUGAGCCCCCCUCGUGAUCCCGCCGCCUUCCCGCUGGUGUCGUUCCCCCGCGCGUGCUCUGCUGCACCCGCGCCGCCCUGUCUUUGCGUGCCCCUCAGCCCCCUCGCCCGUCCGUCUCAACCUCUUCCGUCCCUCUCUGUGCCCCCGCCCUUCUUCCCCCUUCCUCCCCCUCUCCCCCGGCAGCAUGCACCGUCGGGGGCGGCGCCCGCCAUGCAGGGCGAUGCGGGCGCGCCCAUGCACGCCAUGCACGCGAUGCCGCCCAUGCAGCCGUUCGCCGCGCCCUACAUGCCCGCCAUGCCCCCCGCGCACUACGCCCCGUACCCGCCCAUGCCCUCCCCCUCACCCAUGUACGGGGGACCCGCCAUGCCUCCGCCCUACGACCCCUCCGCGCAUUUCGCUCCGCCCUACAUGCCGCAGGCCAUGCCCCACAUGCCCAUGCCGCCAGGUGAGCCCCCCCCUCCGCCCUGCCCUGCCCUGCCCUGCCCUCUCUCGUUACCCUCGCUUUGUCUCGUCCUUCCCCCCUGGCGCCUCUCUACCCCCUGUCUCACACCCCCUCCCCUCUCCCUGCCCCUCCCCCGUCCUCCCCCCCCUCUCCCCGCCCUGUCCGCGGAGCCCCCAGCGCACGCGUUCGCGCCCUACGCCCCCAUGGACGCCUACCGCCCCAUGCCCCCUCAAGCAACCCCACCUCUCAUGCUUGCAUGGCUUUCAAUUCAACCCCCUUCGGCAUUGCGCUGUCUAAUUUUUGCUUCCUGCACUACCUCAUCUCCUCUCCCCUCCCCUCCCCUCCCCUCCCCUCCCCUCCCCUCCCCUCCCCUCCCCUCCCCUCCCCUCCCCUCCCCUCCCCUCCCCUCCCCUUCCCUGCCCAUCAACCCCUCCUCGCCCUCCUUCAACCUGUGGGCGCCCUGCGUGUGCCCGGGUGCCAUGCCACAGGUGCACCCCGUUGCUCCCGCGCCUCUGCCUGCUCACCCACCUCGUGAGUCCCUGCUGCGCCCCUCCCCGUGCCCCCCAUCCCCCCCCUCUCACCGUGCACCCACCACGGCUUCCUCUCACCACCGCCACCACCAUGCACCUCUCUCUCUCGUCCCACCACUCGCCGCCAUCCACUCACCCCCUCUCGCCCUCUCCAUUUACGCAUACCGCUGGCUUUCUCUCUUCAGCCAUGCGCCCAUCCUCCAAACCUCCUGCAUCUGCCCUUCCACCCCCUCCCCCCUCAACCCCUGUCCCAUCUGCCCUGCAUGGGAGAGGGCAGGCGUGCAGGCAGCAGCACCGGAUGGCAGCUGGGCGUGCAGUGAGUGCGGCAACGUGAACUACCCCUUCCGCUCGCACUGCAACCGCCGCCACUGCGGCCGCCCACGGCCCACCCACGACACUGCUGCGGCUGCCGGCAGCGGAGGGGGAGACGCCCCUGCCGCCCCCGCUGCAGCAGUGAAAGCGGAGGUAUGGCACCUGGGGCUGGGAGCUAGAGCCUUUUCACGAGGUGAUGUGACGAGAGUACCUGUCCUUCCGCUCAUGAUCGCUGCUGCCGACUGUAGCUCCCUCCUUGCCGUGAGGAGCGAGGGCGAUUCCAGCCAUGCCUCUGAACUGCCCCUCAUGGUGUCCUGUUUCAUCUCUCUUAUUGUAAUGGUCACGCGCUGCUAUCGUGCGGUCCGGCAGCUCGAGUCUUGCAGUGCUGUCAACCACAGCCAUGGCACCAAGGGGCACUUUGGGAAAUAA